Striga asiatica is the source of this 1997-nucleotide messenger RNA. Lineage: Eukaryota; Viridiplantae; Streptophyta; Magnoliopsida; Lamiales; Orobanchaceae. The record is from the annotation of a GenBank genome assembly.
CAAUCCCAUCACACAAAAACUCAUAUCAUCACACUAAUCUCUCAAUCAUCACUUAAAAGAAACAAAUCAUCACAAAAUUAAUAAAAAAUCGAAUCGAAACUAAAAAACAAGAGAAAAAUAAAAGAGAAUCAGAAUUUAAUAUUUAUUACUCUCUCCAUCAAAUGGAAACAAGAUCCGCCAAGCGAAGGAGAAAACAGCUCCAGACGGCGGCGGUGGCCACCAAUACGCCGCUGAGAUCCUACCGUUCGGACCUCAUCAGCAACCUCCCCGACGACGUCAUCCACCAGAUCCUCUCCCACCUCCCUAUCAAAUCCAUCGCCCAAACCAGCUCACUCUCCCGACGCUGGAGAUCCCUAUGGCACUCCUUCCCCGACCUCGAUUUCACCACAAUCGCCGGCGCCAAAUGCGACCUUCUCCCCAAAUCCUCCCUCGCAUCCACCUCGCCGUCGAAGCACGGCCGUCGAUCCCGGGCCCACCCGACCCAGGACCCUUCCCGGACGGACCAGAUCUCGGCCCUCCUUGAAAAGCGCAACGCCGACGUCCGAGUCCUCAAACUCCGGGACUCCGUGAGCUUCACGCGCCUCUCGGUCAUGAUCCGCCACGCCGUCCGGCGCAACGUGCGUGAGCUCGACCUUGAGGUCUCCACCUGCGACUACUUCAAUUUCCCCCGCGCCCUCGCGAACAGCUCCACCCUGAAGUCCCUGCGCCUCAAAUCCUGGCACCCGGGCUUCCGGCUGCCUCCUUUAGAGACCAUGAGGGACGGCUUCAGAUCUCUCACCGUCCUCUCCCUGGUGAGGCCCGUCCUUCGCGACAGCCCCUCGCUCGUCGAUCUCUUCACGCGCUCGUCUUUCCCCUUUCUGAAGAAGCUGCACCUCGAGUCCUGUUUCGAGAUGAGGCAGCUGAGGGUCGAGUGCCGGGGGCUAGAGGAUCUGACCAUCGAGCGCUGCUUGCAGCUUCAGGAUUUGGAAAUCCGUGCGGAGAGGCUGGAGAGGCUCAGGGUGACGAGCUGUUUCGAGUCUCACGGGCUCGGGAGUAGGGUAGGGGUGGAGGCCCCAAGGCUGGGGCUCCUUGUGUGGACUUGCAAUGCAGUCACUGAUGAGUGUGUGCUGACUGGGCUGGGCUCGCUGCACGAAGCGUUUGUCGGGUUCUUCAGGGAAGAUCCGGCGGAUUUGGGUGAGAGGAAGGCCGAGAGCGUGUGGAAGUUUCUGAAAGGGAUCUCUUGCUGCUGCUCGUUGACGCUCGAGAGCCAGUGUGUCGAGAUUAUAUCAAGAAACAAUCGGUUUGCAGGCAUUUCACUGUGCCCUUUUAACGAGCUAAAGUCUCUCGAGUUAAGCACGUGUUUUAACAAACACAAUAAUCCCGGGUUAGCAAGCCUUUUCAGAAGUUCCCCCAACGUGCACACCGUUGUUAUCAAGAUUAUUAGUAUUCGAAAUUCUAAACGACGACAAUGGCACAAGGACCUGUGGCAAUCCCCGAGCUCUGGGGAAGAAAGAUAUUGGGAGUCACAAGCUCAAUAUUUGAAGCCUUUUCUUCAUAACUUGAAGGUUGUAAAAAUUCACGGCUUCACGGAGUGCGCAACCGAAGUUAGUCUCGUGAAGUUUUUACUGAUGCAUGGCAAAGUACUGCAGGAACUUUUUCUGUGGACGAGCCUGUCAAGGCCGAGAGACUCCCUUCUGCGCGAGAAAAUCAAGUCGCAGAUCAUGGGCUUUUCGAGGGCUUCUUCAAAUGCUAACAUUGUUUUUGAGUAGUUGAGUCUUAAUUCAGUUUUUUAGUUUUACUGGAACCGACUAAUGGACAAUCAAAUAAUAUCUGGUUUUAGAAUAAAGUAUCCGAUUAAUGCACCAUAGCCUGUAAAUUGGAAAAUCAGAAGAAAUUUUGAACUUCGUCUAUACAUCACCAUGCAUCUUCAAUAUACAAUCAUUCGGAUUUUUGUCCAAAGGCUUUAUUCAUUUACUCACAGGACAAUGAUGGAAGUACAUGAAACAACAAAAGCUUUU